Pecten maximus is the source of this 2412-nucleotide messenger RNA. Its product is annotated as BRISC complex subunit Abraxas 2-like. Gene Ontology annotation, molecular function: polyubiquitin modification-dependent protein binding; microtubule binding. The coding region runs from base 103 to 2016 and encodes 637 amino acids. Gene Ontology annotation, cellular component: nucleus. The record is from RefSeq and is a predicted model, not a curated record. NCBI's taxonomy places the organism in Eukaryota, Metazoa, Mollusca, Bivalvia, Pectinida, Pectinidae. Gene Ontology annotation, biological process: protein K63-linked deubiquitination; mitotic spindle assembly; attachment of spindle microtubules to kinetochore. The transcript is spliced from 8 exons.
GUCAUAGUUAAUGUGAGUGUGCCCGUUUCGUCAUAGGUAGCAUUCCCCUGAGAGACCGUCCUAACAGGAAGCGGAAGUGAAAAUGAAGAGGAUGAGACAAAAAUGGCGGCAAUAAUUUCAGGACCAGUGCUAGCUUCCUUAUUUUACGAUCAGACUCGUUGUUCUGGUGAUCAGGAGGGACUGCUGAUAGGAAAAGUAAGUCACUCUGUGAAGGACACCAUUAGUGAUUCUCAGAUCAACAACUACAAGGUAGAGACAAAACUAUAUGUUUAUUCAUGCCACGAGCUGCAAAGGGAGACAAAUAUAUCUAGAAAAGAGCAGUUACAAAAAUGUAUCACAGAGCAGAUAAAAAGACACGGAGAAAAGUGUAUAGUAGGAUGGUAUCACUCCCGGAGAAAUACAGCGUCCCGGCUGUCAAUGCGAGAGAGGAGCGUCCACCAGACCCUGCUGAAAUCCCUUCCCUCACAGGGUCGGGAGGAUUUCUACUUCCUACUGUGUACAUCCUCCAACACACCAAACAGAUCAACACACAACUUCGACUUUGGUUUCUACAAACUCAACAAAGAUGAUGCUGAUUUGACCAAAGUGCCAGUUACAAUUGCUAACUUAGAGGAUACCACUACUAACUUGUACAAAUUAGACAGUAGCUGUACGGCGUCGGCUUCGUCAGGAAUCUACGCCUCCGUCAUCUCACAGUUCCAGCCUGAAAUCUUGGACAAAUCCGGACAAGUCCAGGAGGUUAAGAAGAUCAGUAGUCUGGGGUCGUCUUUACAGGAAAAGUUACAGGAUUUGACUCGAGGAGUUGAUCAGACUGAACGACAGCUGCAUGCACUGGAACUGGAGGUGAAAGAGCGUCGACAGAUGAUGGAACUGAAACUAGAGAAGGAGAGAAACAACAAGGCUCACUCCAAUACUCCACCACCAGCUUAUGAUCAUACUCCAAUUCAAAUUGGCAACACCAACGCCUCCUCUGACGACGCUAUCUCUAUAGCCAAACAGAAACGGGAGCAAAGACGAAGGGACACCAGCAAAUCUCUACACCCAAAUAUGUCAUCAGGACGACCGUCGUCUGCCAAGACGAAAGCUGAUCAAGUACAUCCCUUGACACGCCGUCUCAGCUCAGAGCUUGACGAGCCAACUCCCACUCACAGCCGUCGCCUUAGUGAUGACAUAGCAUUUAUAGAUGAAGAUGUACCAGAAGUCACAGAGCACGAAGAAAUGGACACCAAGUCAGACGAUGAGUUGAAAUCGAGAGAAAGUGAUAUGCAGGAACAUACUCAGGAGCAUGUUCAGGGGUCAGAGGUCAUUUCAUUACCUCAUAAAGGUCAAACUGUACGAUUAACACUUCCUGAAAUGAACGCCCCAGAAGCGUCAAAGCAAACAAUACCAUCAGUGACAUUAGAACACCAAACCAACUCUGACUCGGGUAAUAAAGAUCAUUUCUCAUUUGUAAGUGGACUUUUAGCCGAGGAAAAGACAAAACCUGUCAAAAAUAAAGUAGCAGAGAACUCCUACAAACACUCAAAUUCCAUGUCAGUGCCAAUUGGGGGUCAAAUGACGGCCCCUCAGAAAUCCUCAAAAGCUGCAGCUGCUGUUGGUGCAGCGGUUGCCGCGGCUGCUGUGAACAACAAAGACGAAGAGUCAACUCGUCAGUCGUCACGGUUACAGAAGCAGCAGCUAACAUCAAGUGCUGUGUUAAAUGUAAGCAACAAAGGUCAGAGGUCAAGAACAAAGCAAGGUCAACAUCAACCUGCAAGGUCAAGGUCAAAAGAAGGAACAAAAGCAAAAGAGACAAGUGGUGUUAAUUUAGAUCAUCCAUCAUCAAAAGACAAGCGUUCAAAAAAUAAUGUGAUAAAUCGCGAUCAGGAUUCCCAGAAUUCUUCUGCUGUGUGUAGAUUGGAGGCAAACGAUGAACAGACUCAAAAUUUCGAGGAAGAAGAGACGGAAGAUAUUCACACCAUAAACGAUCACGGACAGUUGGACAAUUUUAAAAUAUCUUCGUCUCCUGUGUUUUAAAGCUGUAUGUUGCGCACAAGAUGUUGGUAUUGUUAUGGUGUUAAUUAAUUUUAUAGUAAAUAAUGGCUUGUCCUCAAUUUAAUUUUGAUCCAUGAAAAACCAGUUUUUGUAGAAUUAAAACCUUACGUUAGUAGUUACACAUUCAGGUCGGAAUGCAUGUUGCUUGUGUCAAGUCCUUUUCUUCCGGUUGCAAGCUUUGUUAAUUUUUUGUUAAUAUGUUAUAUUUAGUUAUGAAAUUACGGUAUUGAUAAUUGUUCUUUUCGGGGAGAAUGAUGAUGAAAAUCUAAUGUUGAAGUAUUUUGGGUUAUGCAAUCAAUUGUAAAAUACAGCAUUUGUUUGCUUUGUCACAAAAUCUAUUUUAUUAAGUAUGUAUACCUAAUAAAUUGUGAUAGCUAU